AUGCUCAAAUAUCAAGUGCGAAGUAGUACUUUAUCAUUACCUUUUAGUCAUAAGCCAUCUUCAUCUUCAUCGUCAUCUUCAUCUCCAUCACUUCAUGAAACCAGAAUUUACAUUCGAGAUAGGUCCAAUUCUUUAAGUUCAUUAAGUUCUGUGGAUAGUGGCGAUUCCAAUGAAUGGGGUACAUUACGCAUCUAUACAGGUGAUAUCAAAGAGGAUACAGAUUAUAAAACGUUAAAAAUUUCAACAAGUCAUACGGUGAAAAAUAUUGUAGAUAUAAUUUUGAUGAAAUUUCGCAUAUCUUGCAAAGAUCCAAACUUAUUCGAAAUUAUUAUGGAAGUCUGGACUCGAUAUCAUGGAGAACAAGUGAAGAGUUUUCUGCUGCUUCCUCGAAAUGCACGACCACUUGAACUUCAGCGAUGUCAUCCUAUGCAGAUGUCUCGAUUUCUCAUGACAAUGUCCACAAAUGGCGUCCUCGUGAGAAUAUAUGACUAUUUAAUCACACCUCAGAGUAAUUACAAGUCAUUAUUCAUUUCUCCUCGAACAACGUGUUAUGAAGCAAUAAUCAUGCUGCUUUCGAUAAGCCGGAAACCCGGCCCACCGACUGAUUUUCGACUCUAUCUUUCAGAUACGAAAAAUGACCUCAAUAUGAAUGAUACUUUAGCUGAUCUUUACCUCGCCUUAUCAAAUGAACAAAAAAUUUUGAUCCGAUCAGUUUCUACAAUUAGCUAA
Molecule: messenger RNA, 729 nt
Organism: Thelazia callipaeda (thelaziosis nematode)
Lineage: Eukaryota; Metazoa; Nematoda; Chromadorea; Rhabditida; Thelaziidae
Source: the annotation of a GenBank genome assembly